Messenger RNA from Zootoca vivipara (common lizard), 6121 nucleotides. RefSeq lists its product as uncharacterized. Gene Ontology annotation, molecular function: DNA-binding transcription factor activity, RNA polymerase II-specific; RNA polymerase II cis-regulatory region sequence-specific DNA binding. The record is from RefSeq and is a predicted model, not a curated record. Gene Ontology annotation, biological process: regulation of transcription by RNA polymerase II. NCBI's taxonomy places the organism in Eukaryota, Metazoa, Chordata, Lepidosauria, Squamata, Lacertidae.
ACUUCCCGCAAGAGGGUCACCUCGUGCAGAGCGGUCUCGCCCUCGCCUGCUGGGAUCUGACAACUUGGAGUCUGAGCUGUGGUGCAAUCCAGCCCUGUUCCUCGGAAGUCUCCUCCAUGCUUCCUCAGGGAACAUUCUUCUCUUGGCUAUGUAUUGAUCUUAUAAGAGACGAAUGUGUUUGAUUGGUAGGAUAUGUUGCACCUCGCACUAAGACACACAGAACUUGGCAGAGGACCAAGGGGCUCCUUCGGAUCUCUUGGAGACUUCCCAGGAGCCCAGAUGGAUGAGCAAGACUCAGCUGGCCCUGAAGCACGAAGAGGCCAUGCCAUCCAACAUGGGAGCAGUGGGGGAUUCUGUGAAAACUCCGUGCAGAAGAUUCUGGGUGAGGAGACCACCCUCCGCUCAGCUGUGCAGAGCCAGCAGCUCAGGCAGUUUUGCUACCAGGAGGCCAAAGGACCCCGAGAGGUUUGCAGCCAACUCUACCACUUUGACCAUCAAUGGCUAAAGCCAGAAAGGCACACGAAAGCUCAGAUGCUGGACCUGGUGAUCUUGGAGCAGUUCCUGGCUGUCCUUCCUCCAGAGAUGGAGAGCUGGGUGAGGGAAUGUGGAGCGGAGACCAGUUCCCAGGCAGUGGCCCUGGCCGAAGGAUUCCUCCUGAGUCAGGCAGAGGAGAGAAAGCAGGCAGAGCAGCAGGGGAAGGAUCUUGUUGCAGAAAUGGGUCUUGAUUCUUCUGAGGCAGAGAAGACUCCGUUGGACACCAGAGAGAGGCCUCUAGGUGACAGAUUGAUGCCACCAAGACCUGCUCCUUCAUCUUUUCAUGGUGGUGGAGGGGAGGCAGCGGCUGUGGACCCAGAUCAGGGUCCAGUGUGCUUUGAAGAUGUAGCUUUGCAUUUCACUGAUGAGGAGUGGGCGUUGCUGGAUCCUGACCAGAGAGCUCUGCAUCAGGAGGUCAUGGCAGAAAAUUUUGGGAUGUUUGAAUCUCUCGUUUCAGGUGGUGAUGAAUUGGAAAUGAAGAACAAGGCAGACCACAAUGAAAUCCACAUAGUGGAGGAACCAUAUCAGUAUACAGACUUUGGAGAGAGCUUCAGUCAGAGCUCCCAUUCCUCUUCCCACCAAAGAAAACCCCUUGAGAAUAAACCCUAUCAGUGCUUGGAGUGUGGAAAGAGAUUCACCUGGAAAAAAAGUUUUGCUUUCCAUCAAAAAAUUCAUGCAGGAGAGAAACCAUAUUGUUGUUUGGAAUGUGGAAAGAGCUUCAGUCGAAAGGACAGUCUCACUUCCCAUCAAUCACAUCAUACAGGAGAGAGACCCUAUCAGUGCUUGGAGUGUGGAAACAGCUUCAUCUGGAAACAGACUUUAAUUUCCCAUCAAAGAAUUCAUACAGGGGAGAAACCAUAUUGUUGUUUGGAAUGUGGAAAGAGCUUCAGUGAGAGGACCAAUCUCACUUCCCAUCAAAGAGUUCAUACAGGGGAGAAACCCUAUCAGUGCUUGGAAUGUGGAAAGAGCUUCACCUGGAAAGAAAAUCUCACUUCCCAUCAAAGAAUUCAUACAGGGGUGAAACCCUAUCAGUGCUUGGAAUGUGGAAAGAGCUUCACCAGGAAAGAAAAACUCACUUCCCAUCAAAGAAUUCAUACAGGGGAGAAACCAUAUCAGUGUUUGGAAUGUGGAAAGAGCUUUAGUCGAAAGGACAGUUUCACUUCCCACCAAAGAAUUCAUACAGGGGAGAAACCUUAUCAGUGCUUGGAAUGUGGAAAGAGCUUCACCUGGAAAGAAGGUCUCGGUGCCCAUCAAAGAAUUCAUUCAGGGGAAAACCCCUAUCAGUGCUUGGAAUGUGGAAAGAGCUUCAGUCAAAAAGGAAAUCUCACUUUCCAUCAAAAAAUUCAUACAGAGGAGAAACUAUAUCAGUGCAUUGAAUGUGGAAAGAGCUUCACCUGGAAAGGUUUCAUUUCCCAUCAAAGAAUUCAUAAAGGGGAGAAACCCUAUCAGUGCUUGGAAUGUGGAAAGAGCUUCAGUCACAGCUACCAUCUCGCUUCCCAUCAAAGAAUUCAUACAGGGGAGAAACCAUUUCAGUGCCAAGAGUGUGGAAAGAGCUUCAGUCACAAGGAAAGUCUCACUGCCCAUCAAAGAAUUCAUACAGGGGUGAAACCCUAUCAGUGCUUGGAAUGUGGAAAGCUCUUCAGUCGAAAGGAGAGUUUAACUUCCCAUCAAAGAAUUCAUACAGGGGAAAAACCUUAUCAGUGCUUUGAAUGUGGAAAGAGCUUCAGUCACAGCAACCAUCUCGCUUCCCAUCAAAGAAUUCAUACAGGGGAGAAACCAUAUUGUUGUUUGGAAUGUGGAAAGAGCUUCACCUGGAAAGAAAGUCUCACUGCCCAUCAAACACUUCAUACAGGGGAGAAACCCUAUAAAUGCUUGGAAUGUGGAAAGAGCUUCACCUGGAAAAAAAGUUUAACUUUCCAUCAAAGAAUUCAUACGAGGGGAAAGCCCUAUCAGUGCUUGGAAUGUGGAAAGAGCUUCAAUCACAGUGUAAAUCUCACUUCCCAUCAAAGAAUUCAUACAGGGGAAAAACCCUAUCAGUGUUUGGAAUGUGAAAAGAGCUUCAAACACAGUGUCAGUCUCACUGCCCAUCAAAGAAUUCAUACUGGGGAAAAACCCUACCAGUGUUUAGAAUGUGGAAAACUCUUCAGUCAGAGGGCUAAUCUCACUUCCCAUCAAAUAAUUCAUACCGGAGAAAAACCAUAUCAGUGCUUGGAAUGUGGAAAGAGCUUCACUUGGAAAAUAAGUUUCACUUCCCAUCAAACUAUUCAUACCAGGGGGAAACCAUAUCAGUGCUUAGAAUGUGGAAAGAGCUUCAGUCACAGCCGCUUUCUCACUUCCCAUAAAAGAAUUCAUUCAGGGGGGAAACCCUAUAAGUGCUUGGAAUGUGGAAAGAGCUUCAGUAAAAGUGACCACCUCACUUCUCAUACAAAAAUUCAUACAGGGGAGAAACCUCAUCUGUGCUCAGAAUGUGGAAAGUGUUUUAGUAGGAGGGGCAGUCUCAUGGUCCAUCAAAAACUUCACACAAGGGAGAAACCUUAUCAUUGCUUGGAGUGUGGAAAGAGCUUCAGUCAGAACUUCAAUCUCACGGUCCAUCAAAGAAUUCAUACAGGGGAGAAACCCUAUCAGUGUUUGGAAUGUGGAAAGAGCUUCAGUCAAAGCACAUGUCUCACCGUCCACCAAAGAGUUCACAGUGGGGAGAAACCAUUUCAGUGCCAAGAGUGUGGAAAGAGCUUCCGUGAGAGGACCAACCUCACAACCCACCAAAGAGUUCACAGUGGGGAGAAACCAUUUCAGUGCCAAGAGUGUGGAAAGAGCUUCAGUCAGAGGGCCAGCCUUACUUACCAUCAAAGAACUCACAGUGGAGGAAAACUAUAGUAGUGUUCGUGUAGGCUUGUCUGGCAGGAAGCCAUAGCUUCUGGUUACUUGGCACUCUUGGAGGGAGCUUGUGAGGAAACUAUGGUGCCUGUGGCCUCCCAGCAAAAAGGUGCAAAAACUCCAAACAGCUUAGGCAGUUAAAAAGACUCAGAAGAGUUUAUUCAUACAUAAGAAGGGCUUUCUGCAACAGAUUGGGCAGCUGCUUUGCACCCACUUGAAAGCAAGAUUGAGAUGUUAUCUAACCAAAUAGUUGAUGUAAUGGAAACAGCAAACACAUAUAACAGCACAUUAAGCAUCGAAACAGAGCUGCAAGCACUUAAAAUUGCAAAUGAAAGUUUUGAUUUAAAAUUUGCAGCUCAAUUGGAUAGAGUUAAAAGGAAAAAAAUUAAACUACAGUGGUACCUCUACUUACGAAUAACUCUACUUACGAAUGGAGCUCCGUCCGCCAUCUUGGAUGCGGUUUAGAUAGGAUUUUUUCUACUUACGAAUUUUUAGAUAGGGUUGCUUCUACUUACAAUUUUUUUCUCCCAAUGCAUUCUUAUAGGAUUCGACUUACAAUUUUUUUCUACUUAUGAAUGUGUGUUCGGAACGCAUUAAAUUCGUAAGUAGAGGUACCACUGUAUGUAGGAUUCUGGAAAAAGAGGGGGGAGAUACGAUUGCAUUUAUUUUAAGUUGGUUUGACAGUUUGAAGACCCCCAUCACUCCCCAUGAUAUUGAAAGGCCAUACAGAGUGGGCGUGCUUAGAGCUAAAAACACAGAUGUAGCAAGAAACGUUGUUUGCUUUGAAGGCUACCAAACUAAAACUUUGAUUUAGUGCCCUAUGCAACUAUUGAGAAGUUAAAUACAACUUAUUUAAUAUAGAGGUGUUUCCAGAUCUAUGCCCAGUGAAAAUGAUUCAGAUGUUCUACCACUGCGCUGAAGGCUGCAGGGACUACCUCCCAAUGGGGGUUCCCAUUUAAGUUAUUAGUGCAAAUCAAUGGCAAAUACACUACUGCUUCCAAUAUUUUCCACAGCAGGUGGGAAAUGUUUUCCAUGUACUUAAAAUUGCAAUCCCCAAACUGGCUGCAAGGGGUAGAACUAACACCUCCUCCUCCUCAUGGUCCACUCCAAGAAAAAGAAAAGGCAGACAUCUGCAGCAGUCUCUCCACAUUAAAACCAUGGCUUUUAGGCCUCCAGAUAUAAUUUUGAUACAAAAGACACACCACAAGAAAAAAAGCCAAAACAUGCCCUGGGAUCUUCCACAGCAAGGGGCAUGGCUAUACUCAUUACAGUGGUACCUCGGUUUACAAACACGAUUGGUUCCGGAAGUCUGUACUUAACCUGAAGCGAACUUUCCCAUUGAAAGUAAUGGAAAGUGGAUUAAUCCAUUCCAGACGGUCUGCAGAGUACUUAAACUGAAGCGUACUUAAACUGAAGCGAACUUUCCCAUUGAAAGUAAUGGAAAGUGGAUUAAUCCAUUCCAGACAGGUCCGUGUACUCAAACCGAGGCAUACUUAAACUGUGGUAUGACUGUACAUAAAAAAUGCCCAUUCACUAUUCAGGACUCCAUAGAGGGCCCCAAAGGCAGAUACCUCAUAUUAAAAGACUCACUAGAGUCUGAGAAACAUAAUUACAGGCUGCUUUUAUGCUCCCUUUAUGGGUCGUUUCAAUUUCUUUGAGAGUUGUCUUUCUACUUUACGAGGAUGUAAAGAAGGUAAAACCAUCAUAGGAGGAAAGCUGAAUGAAUGUUUAAAUCCUGUUCUUGACAGUAACGGCUCCUCUUCCAGAUUCCUGAAGCCUUCAUUACACUUUUGCAUGUUUAUUUUUGCAACCCCUUGUGGCUCUGCCACCCCACUGACAGGGAAUAUACAUUUCACUCCUAUAGGUAUGGAUCUUGUUGGGGAUUCAUUCCCCAUGUCUGCAGUCAUGGGAUUCUUGUCUAUCACAUGACGGUGUAUGUUUUCAUUCCACAGAGUGGGAAGUGAUGGAGACAGGAUGUUUGUGUUACUGUGUUCCGUGAAAUGGGAUUGUUGUGCUUUGUUUUUUUCUCUUUGCUGUCUGAUGCUAGGGAGAGAGGGAGCCAUGUUGCAGUGCUCUGUGUUUAUAUGUAAAUAAAUGUAGAUUAGCCAAAUGCUGAGUUGCUGAGGUCUGUUAUGCAAACUGCAAACACUCUGCGUGUCCCUAAGUGUGCUGGUGUCUGUUGGCAUCAGCCGCUGUGAUGUUCGGGCAGAAGAAAGCUUUUGAAGCUCCCAAACAACCGACCAGGAGGGAGAGAACAUGCCAGUCGGGCAUGUGUCUCUGCCAGGGUCCUACAUGAGAGUAGGAUGAUCCUAACAGAUCUAUGCCCCAUAUGGACUGUAUCUUCAUAUUCAGAGAUCUCUGGUGUAAAGUGACAAAAACAAAUAUAGGAAUCAUCUUGGUCUUGGACUAUGCCCCAAUUUCUACCUCUACAGCAAUGGACUCUCAAAGCCAAAAUUCAUUUUUCUGGACUUGUGAUUCUUUCUUACUAGCAGACAAAUUGGCUCAAGAAAUAUAUAAAGAAUAGCUAUUUUGGCCAUCUCAUUCCUUGCUUUUUCCUGUAAGACCAAUUGCAGUCGUUAACAGUUGUCAACAGGUUUACCACACCUAUCACCCAGUCACCCAUUCCCACCAGCCUUCUGAGUAAUACCCCUCCCCACCCUCUCACUAUAUAUAAAGGUCUGGUGACUUCUGUUUCAGUGUGCAUGCACAGGAA